This is a messenger RNA of Fusarium fujikuroi IMI 58289, 1455 nucleotides long. RefSeq names its product related to PRC1-carboxypeptidase y, serine-type protease. The coding region runs from base 1 to 1455 and encodes 484 amino acids. The record is from RefSeq and is a predicted model, not a curated record. NCBI's taxonomy places the organism in Eukaryota, Fungi, Ascomycota, Sordariomycetes, Hypocreales, Nectriaceae. Gene Ontology annotation, cellular component: fungal-type vacuole. Gene Ontology annotation, molecular function: serine-type carboxypeptidase activity. Gene Ontology annotation, biological process: proteolysis. The transcript has 6 exons.
AUGUGGCUUGGUCCAGUUGCAGUUGCAGGGUCGCUCCUCGCGACGAUUAGCCAUGUCGCCGCCCAAGAUCAAAAGCCGUUGGCAGAUGAAUCAGUAACCAAACCCGCUUUCACUGUCCGUGAACAAUCUUCUGACCUCUGCGAUGCGGGUGCUCGUCAAUUCACUGGCACGGUUAAUGUGACGGAGGAUAAGUCCAUGUUCUUCUGGUAUUUUGAGAGCCGUAAUAAUCCAGAGACUGACCCUUUGCUACUAUGGAUGAGCGGCGGACCUGGCGCAUCUGGAGAGAUGGGACUGUUCAUGGGCAGUGGCCCCUGUACUGUGAAUCCAGAUGGGAACUCAACAAGCCGCGCGGAAUACUCGUGGAUCGACCACGCCAACGUCGUUUACAUUGAUCAACCCGUCGGCGUCGGCUUCUCCAAAAUCACAGACCGAAACAAAAUCGCCGUCAGUCUUGAACAAGGCGCAAAAGAUGUACACACCUUCCUCUCCACAUUCUCCCACGACGUGUUUCCCAACCUCGCUGGAAAACCAUGGCACAUCACAGGUGAAUCCAUGGGCGGCCACUACGUCACCGGUUACACGAAACAUAUCGUCUCUCACGAACGGGAAAACGCAGAGCGCGGGAUCAAACCUCGGGUCGAAAUCUCAUCUGCGAUUAUUGUUGAUGGGUAUAUUGACGCGACGCAGCAGUUUAUCGGAUAUUAUACCUUCUUUUGUGAGAAUUGGGCUGGCGAUGGACGGAAAUAUCCUUUGAUGAACCGCACGGCCUGUAAGAAUAUGUUUGAUGCGAUACCCGAGUGUCAGAAAUUGGGCAGUCAGUGUCGGUAUUUUUAUGAUAUUGAGACUUGUAAGGCGGCGAAUGAGGUCUGUGAGGAGAUGUUGGGGGAGUACUUUAUGGAAGGUGUCGUACCCGGUGGAUGGGAUCCUUAUGACAACCGACACCCGUGUGAGAAGCCUCCUUUGUGCUCGAAUAUGGACCACGGACCGGAAUGGAAGUUCUUGAAUCGCCAAUGGGUCCAAGAGAGACUUGGAUUCGACCACUUUCCAUUUUCUCUCAUUGACUUGGAUACCAAUGAGCGCUGGGAUAUGGCGCAGAAUAUUCAUAUACCUGUUACAAGGGAGUUGACGUGGAUUCUUGAUGAAACAAGUAUACGAGUCCUAUUCAUCAAUGGAAACAAUGAUAUCAUCAUCAAUACCCCCGGACAGAUGCGUAUGCUGAACCAACAGCGAUGGAACGGACAGGAUAAUUACCGGGAACUUGGCUAUGAGUCCUGGUAUUACAAGGACGGCGAAUUAACUUCUGAUGCUGAUGGAUGGAAUGUUAAGGAGGGAGGUUUCUGGAAGGGGAAUGACCAGUUGAGGUUCUAUGCUGUUGAUGAAGCGGGACAUAUGUCUCCUUAUCACCAGCCCGAAGCCAUUGGAGCGAUCGUUCGAGCAUGGCUUCGCAACGACUGA